Molecule: messenger RNA, 423 nt
Organism: Stylonychia lemnae
Lineage: Eukaryota; Ciliophora; Spirotrichea; Sporadotrichida; Oxytrichidae
Source: the annotation of a GenBank genome assembly
AUGAUUCGGUUUAGGAUCAAGAGCAUCCCAGAGAGCAUAGCUGAUUUAUCAUACAUUCAUAAAGUUCCAAUCACUAUAAAGGAAGAGAUCAAGCCAGUAAUGCACUAAGAAUUGGAUAAGCUGCUAAGAGUAAUCAAAGAGAUGUCUUUAGAAAACAUGAGACUUUACUGCAUUUUGGAUUCAAGGUAAGGUUUACUGGAGGAGUAUGCUCUAAUGAAGGACAAAUAUCUUUCCAAGACCUCUCAGUAAUCCUUGUUAUCAACUUAGAGCUAAACUUAUCUUAGCAUGUACAAUGAUAUACAGUAAAAUAUAGCAGAGGGUAUGGCGUAGUAGAGUUCAAUAUAAACUUUGUAAUUUUAGUCUUGUGUCAAUUUUGAUAUGGCCUAAGGACAUACUCAAAGUCAAUUUCAAAAUUAAAAUUGA